This is a messenger RNA of Suncus etruscus (white-toothed pygmy shrew), 1523 nucleotides long. It is a transcript of the gene CHRNE, whose product is annotated as cholinergic receptor nicotinic epsilon subunit. Lineage: Eukaryota; Metazoa; Chordata; Mammalia; Eulipotyphla; Soricidae. Gene Ontology annotation, biological process: monoatomic ion transmembrane transport; chemical synaptic transmission; signal transduction. Gene Ontology annotation, cellular component: synapse; neuron projection; postsynaptic membrane. The record is from RefSeq and is a predicted model, not a curated record. Gene Ontology annotation, molecular function: transmembrane signaling receptor activity; acetylcholine-gated monoatomic cation-selective channel activity.
AUGGCGGCUUGGGGUUCCAAGUCCUACCCUGCUUACCUGUUCCAGGCCAACUCCAGUUAUAAGGAUCAGGUCUGUGGCAUAGGUGAAGGCAAUAGAGAGGAGUUGCGUCUGUAUCAUCAUCUCUUGGACAACUAUGACAAUUCACACAGGCCUGUGAAGAGGCCUGAGGAAACUGUCACUAUCACACUCAAGGUUACCCUGACCAACCUCAUUUCACUGAAUGAGAAAGAGGAGACCCUGACCACGAGCGUCUGGAUUGGAAUUGACUGGUAUGAUUACCGACUCAACUACAGCAAGAACGAUUUUGAGGGUAUAGAGAUCAUGCGGGUCCCUGCAAAUCUCGUGUGGCUACCAGAGAUUGUGCUGGAAAAUAAUAUUGACGGCCAGUUCGAUGUGGCCUACGAUUGCAACGUUCUCAUCUAUGAAGGCGGCUAUGUAAGCUGGUUGCCCCCAGCCAUCUACCGCAGCACCUGCGCCGUGGAGGUCACCUAUUUCCCCUUCGACUGGCAGAACUGCUCGCUAGUAUUUCGCUCACAGACAUACAGUGCUGAAGAGGUGGAGUUCAUCUUUGCCUCGGAUGAUGAUGGCCAGGUCAUUAACCAACUCUAUAUAGACACUGAGGCCUAUACUGAAAACGGCGAAUGGGCCAUCGACUACUGUCCAGGGGUGAUCCACCACACAGACAGUGGCACGGCUGAUGGCCAAGGAAGCAUCGAGGUCAUCUACACGCUCAUCAUUCGUCGGAAGCCGCUCUUCUACAUCAUUAAUAUCAUUGUCCCCUGUGUGCUCAUCUCUGGCCUGGUGCUGCUUGCCUACUUUCUGCCUGCACAGGCCGGAGGCCAGAAAUGCACCGUCUCCAUCAAUGUCCUACUCGCCCAGACAGUCUUCUUGUUCCUAAUUGCCCAGAAAAUCCCAGAGACCUCUCUGAGUGUGCCGCUGCUGGGCAGGUUCCUCAUCUUCGUCAUGGUGGUCGCCACGCUCAUCGUCAUGAACUGCGUCAUCGUGCUCAACGUGUCUCUAAGGACGCCCAGCACGCACGCCGCCAGCCCGCGCCUGCGCCACGUGCUGCUGACCUCCUGCCCGCUCCUGCCCCGCCUUGGCUCGGCCGCGCCCCCGGCUGCCCCCCAGCCCGCCUCGGCCCCCCGGCGCGCCUCGUCCGUCGGCCUCCUGCUGCGGGCCGAGGAGCUGAUCCUCAAGAAGCCGCGCGCGAAGCUCGUGUUCGAGGGCCAGCGGCACCGGCCACGCGCUGCCCUGUGCCAGAGCCUGGGCGCCGGCCCGCCCGAGAUCCGCAGCUGCGUGGACGCCUUGAACUUCAUCGCCUGAGAGCACGCGGAACGGGAGGCCGCCGAGGAGGAGGUGUCCGACUGGGUCCGCAUGGGCAAGGCCCUCGACAACCUGUGCUUCUGGGCCGCCCUGGUGCUCUUCGGCGUGGGCUCCAGCCUCAUCUUCCUCGGCGCCUACUUCAACCGAGUGCCCGAGCUGCCCUACCCGCCCUGCAUGUGAGCCCCGGCUGCGAGGCGCCC